This is a messenger RNA of Labeo rohita (rohu), 2457 nucleotides long. RefSeq names its product estrogen receptor 1 (gene esr1). Gene Ontology annotation, molecular function: DNA-binding transcription factor activity; zinc ion binding; steroid binding. Lineage: Eukaryota; Metazoa; Chordata; Actinopteri; Cypriniformes; Cyprinidae. The record is from RefSeq and is a predicted model, not a curated record. Bases 188 to 2098 code for a protein of 636 amino acids. The transcript is spliced from 9 exons. Gene Ontology annotation, biological process: regulation of DNA-templated transcription; steroid hormone receptor signaling pathway. Gene Ontology annotation, cellular component: nucleus.
GGUUUUUUUUUAGGAGGAGUAGGCAGAACAGCAGGGCGGAAGCAAAGCAGAACAAGGGGAAGAGUUUAAGAAAGACAGUGGGAGGUUAAAAAAAAAAGACUGAGCUUAAAAAAGACAGAAACGGUCUUUUGCUGGUUGCUUAUGAACAGAUAGUACCUUAAGUCACGCUGGCUGCGUGUGUGUUUCCAUGGUGAUGUCUGGAGGGCAGACCAGCGGAGAGGCUGCUGGUGCCAGGCAGCGACGCAGGACCAGCCCGAGCCUGGAGAGAGAAGACCUGCAGGGACUUUCCUCACCACCAGCUGCCCACAAACUCUCCCUCAUGUACCCUAAGGAGGAGAACAGCACAGGAGCCAUCAGUUCCUCUGUCAACUAUCUUGAUGGAGCCUAUGAGUUUCCAAACCCCACGCAGACCUACGGCACCUCGUCACCCGCCGAGCCCGCCUCGGUCGGAUACUACCCGGCUCCCCCGGACCCCCACGCGCCCCCUGUUGAAGAACCUUUGCAGUCGUUAGGCACCGAAUCCAGCAGCCCUCUCAUGUUUGCACCCUCCAGCCCUCAGCUGUCCCCGUACCUGAGCCAUCAUGGAGGACACCACUCGUCCCACCAGGUGUCCUACUAUCUGGACACCCCUUCAAGCACCGUAUACAGAAUUGUUUUUCCUAAAGGACAUAUCGAGUGCUCUCUGACUAAGUCCAGUGUGGUAUCUUCUCAGCCAGGAGGUGUUGGUUUGUGUGAGGAGCUGUGCAGUGCCACUGACAGGCAGGAGUUGUACUCCGGAUCAAGAGCCACAGGAGUGUUUGAUUCAGAGAAGGAGACGCGAUUCUGUGCGGUGUGCAGUGACUAUGCUUCUGGCUAUCAUUAUGGAGUCUGGUCCUGUGAGGGAUGCAAAGCUUUCUUCAAGAGAAGCAUUCAAGGUCACAAUGACUAUGUUUGCCCGGCAACCAACCAGUGCACUAUUGACAGAAACCGCAGGAAGAGCUGUCAAGCAUGCAGACUACGCAAGUGUUAUGAAGUCGGCAUGAUGAAAGGAGGUAUCCGUAAGGACCGCGGAGGCCGCACUAUCAGGCGUGAGAGGAGAAGGAGCUGUAAUGAAGAUCGUUUUAAGAGCUACAGUGAGCCUUCAAGCCGCGCCGGUCUGAGAACAGCUCCCCUGCAGGACAAGAGGAAGAAGAGCAGCGGCGGUGUGGUCAGCGCUUUAUGCAUGCCUCCUGACCAGGUGCUGGUGUUGCUUCUGGGGGCAGAGCCGCCGGCCGUCUGCUCACGACAGAAACACAGCCGCCCGUACACCGAGAUCACCAUGAUGUCCUUGCUCACAAACAUGGCUGACAAAGAACUCGUCCACAUGAUUGCCUGGGCUAAGAAAGUACCAGGCUUCCAGGAUCUUUCUCUGCACGACCAGGUUCAGUUGUUGGAGAGCUCUUGGCUGGAGGUGUUGAUGAUCGGCCUCAUAUGGAGGUCUAUUCAUUCACCUGGAAAACUCAUUUUUGCUCAGGAUCUCAUCCUUGAUAGGAGUGAAGGAGAAUGUGUCGAGGGCAUGCCUGAGAUUUUCGACAUGCUCUUGGCGACUGUGACACGCUUUCGUAGCCUCAAACUCAAGCUGGAGGAAUUCGUAUGUCUCAAAGCCAUCAUACUUCUCAAUUCUGGUGCGUUUUCAUUCUGCUCCAGUCCAGUGGAGCCCCUGAUGGACAGCUUCAUGGUGCAGUGCAUGCUGGACAACAUCACUGAUGCCCUCAUUUACUGCAUCAGUAAAUCGGGUGCCUCGCUACAGCUGCAGUCCCGCCGUCAGGCUCAGCUCCUUCUGCUGCUCUCACACAUCAGACACAUGAGCAUGUUACAUUUGCUUUCCUUUUUUGAAAGCAACAAAGGAAUGGAGCACUUGUACCGAAUGAAAUGUAAGAAUCGAGUCCCGCUGUAUGACCUUUUGCUGGAGAUGCUGGACGCCCAGCGAUUCCAUUCUUCAGGAAAGGUGCAGCGACCGUGGGCACAGAGUGAGAAAGACCCCCGGUCUACACCCACAACCAGCAGCAGCAGCCCCUCCAGAGGUCCUGGAGCCAUUCAGCCCAACACUGCCUGUCACGGCCAGAGUCCAGACCCCUGAUCCAUGUACAAUCCAACAACUGAAGAAUGUGAAGACUGUGAACCAGUCAGUGCUGUCUAAUUGGAAUUGAAGUCUCUCCUUGUGCCUUAUCACAGUCCACUUUAGAUUAAGAAAUUAACACAUUUAAAAAGUAAAAAGAUACUUGUAGAAACCAUAGACUGUAAAAAAAUAUGGACGUAGUGUCCGUGACAUCACCCGUAGGUUUCUGAAGAGCAUUUCUGAACCUCUUAGUGGGCGGGAGUUGGCCGUCGGCAUCUUGGAAUCGCACGUCACUCCCGGAUAAUCGAAAAUAGGCAAAGAGGUGGGAUGUGGGUGGAGCUGGUUGCUGAAACCACGCCUGCCUAGCGCGAUGGUGGUGA